CGAAAUCAGUGGGUUAUACUGAUUUUUUUUACUGAUUUUGUCGAUGCACAGGGAAAAAUAAAACUAUAGGUUUUACUUUGGGUACGUCCGAUGGUGGUACAAUGGACCAGUCUUCAACUCUUCAUCGAUUACAAAUUAUUUGGGACUCUGAUAGUGACACCGAACAGUAUUCAGUUGGCAAGCAGACAGUGGCAAAAACAUCAGAUCCUGAACUAACGAAACCAGAUGUACAUCAACAUAUCACAGUGAAAAGAUUAGAUUUCUACAAAAUGCAGUACAAGCUGAAAGAAAAAAACCAAGAAAUUGAAGACCUUUCAACAAGACUAAGCGAAUAUGCCAGUCAACACCUGAUGGAGGUAAUCCCCAACAUGGCAGACCAGAGUGACAUCUACCGCCCCACAAGACUGGGGGAGAUGUACAGUCAGCUGUUUGAUGACGAGUGGUCAGAGGCAUUCGAGGCCUUCAAAUCCAAAACUGAAGAUGAUGACGACGGCAUCGCCCCUGAUAUAUUGUAUAUCCUUCAGGAUCUGUUGAUGAAUAUUUUUGAAUUUUGCAAAGACCAAUCAAAAAGCCAGAAACUUUACAUUGAAGAUAGCCUUGCUAUUGCUAUAGGAUUAAAAGAACAACAGGAAUUAUUCAAUCAAACACCAAGUGAGAAGAGCCAAGAAGUAUCAGAAGAGGGAAAGACAGAUACUGAUAAAUCUGACAGUUCUCAGAAAGAUCCAGCACAAGAACCAGAAAAAGAAGAUAAACAUUCAGAAGGCAAGGACUACAGAAAGAGUGUUAUUUACCCAACAAUUGACAGAUAUGCCGGAGACUUCCGAAAGGCAGCUGCAUUCACAUCAGCUAAAACCAAAUCAACGUUGUUCAUUGCAUCUGAGCUCCCCUUUCUGAUACCAGACGAGACUGUCCGCGCGGACGUCCGUGUGUUGACGUACGUGAGGAAGUGUGUAGAGCUUUGUUGGUACAUGUGUAUUCAGGACCCACCAGUGGUAAUCGUCUCACCUAAACAAGGACAGCUAGUGGACAAGGCCUUAUUCUCCUUCCAUGGACGCUUCGGGAAGAUCGUGGCGUUGUGUGUGUGGCCGGCGCUUCUUCUCCAUGAAAACGGACCCGUGAUGUGUAAAGGAUACGUACUUCCGGAGGAGAGGAAUCGCCAUAGAUAGAGAUAUUUAUUUAACUCUGUUGUUUUGAUUGCAAUAAUCAAAUUAUUUCUAUAAAACAUUUGUCAGACGUAAUACAAAUGAAAAAAAAAAUCUUACUUAAUAACUUAUUGAUAUUUUGAUCAAUCUGCUUUUUGUUGGAAUACAACGAGAUUACAUUCUUGUUGUUAUACUAGUACAUGUAUAUAUAAUAUAUAUGUAUACACUGAUUUUUUUAACAUAUACGUUUGGUUUACAACAAAUACUGCCUUUUAAAAAUGCUCAGUUUUCUUGAAAAUUGUAUCAAAUCAUUCAAACUAACCAAAUAUUACAAUGAAAUUUCUGUGAUUAAAAGGUACGCAGUACAGUUAAGGCGGUCAAUAAAAAUAUGGGUAAAUUUUUGUGAUGAAAACACGUAUACUUUAGUUAAACUGGCAUGUCCUUUUUAAAAUAAAUAACAGUCACUCAAAUCCAAUAUAUUUCUAAAAUAUAUAUAUAACAGUACAAUAUUUUAUGUUCAUAGUGGUCACGUGAUAUGGCAGUCGCAUGGUACAAGCAGAUGUAUUUGUGGUUUGAGGUCAUUUAAAAAAUUCAAUAUUGCAAGGGCAUAAUCAUGUCAAAAUUCACAACUGAAUUAUGAAAUAACUUGAUGUUAUAUCGUAGAUUUUGAAAAAACUUUUUAAGAUAAGAAUAUUUGUUAGUAGAAACCGUAAUUUAUAAUGCAUAUGUUUAAUAAUUUUGAAGGUCACAGGCUAAAUUUCAUUAAAAAAUAAUUAAUUUGUAAGAUUUUACAAGGAUCGUAGAAGUUUUUAAGUUACAUAGCAUAUUUCAAAUUCACAUGUAAAAGUUUGUCGAGAUCAGGUAAGCGUAUGCCCUUGCAAUUAAGUGAUUUAUUUAGGUACUCAGAUUUUAGAUAUACGAUAUUUUAUACAAAACCGAGGUGGCUUCUUUAUACGAUGCAUACUUUUAACAAAAUGAAAAUAAGACUAUAUAGGUAGCAUUCUACUAAUAAUAAUUUUAAACAAAAUAUUCAUUUAUACUUUUCUGUUAAUGUAUGACAUUUAUUUUUCUUCGCUAUAAAACUGCACGAUAGCCUUCAAUGAUUUAACUUAAUGCGUCAUUUUGAAGCAUAUGACGUCAUAUUUUGUAGUACAGCGAGAACGACAUCUCGCUUAUUUUUCAGUGUGUACGAUAUAACGGACAUCAAAAUUGUAAGUAAUAGCAUUUGUUUUUUUUAAUUAAAAGAUUAGUAUAGGUUGAUUUUACUAAUUAAUAAAUUAAUAAGUACUUUCGAGGUUUGUAAUAUACUGUGAUGUCAUAAUGCACAUUUCCCGUACUUUUUGUCUGAACGGAGUUUAUUGACAGCCUUAACUGUGCUGCGUACUUGCAACAAAUCAAAUUACUAUGGAAAAGCAAGUUGAAGGGGCUUGUUGAAUAUCGCAUCGAAAACGAUUAAUUGUGUUGUUUAAUUUUAGAAUUUUAUGGAAACAGAAGUACAAUGUAUUAUACACUUAUAUCAUUGAUUC
Molecule: messenger RNA, 2668 nt
Organism: Magallana angulata
Lineage: Eukaryota; Metazoa; Mollusca; Bivalvia; Ostreida; Ostreidae
Exons: 6
Coding region: 102-1166 (354 amino acids)
Source: RefSeq, a predicted model, not a curated record